AUGCCUCCGUCAACAAUCCCUCCCUUCCUCCUUCCCCGCGGAAUUCCAACCUCCCGAACCCUCCUCGCCCUCUCAACCCGCCGCACCCCCAACGCCGCGACGAGGCUACAGCAAAUUCCGGGCCGCUGCGCAUCUUCAACCCCAAGAGGCAAUGGCAAGCAACGCACCCUCGAGCAGCCCGACAAGUUCCGACCGCCCUCGCACCCCGCGCGCCGCGUCGUGCAAACCCGCAACGGCAGAGUCGUCAACUACCCGGGUCCCAAGCUGAGCGAGAAGGAAGAGGCCGAGCGCAAGACGCGGCAGUACCCGAAUAUGUUCCCGCCCGAGGGGACCGUCAUGUUUAAGUUUUUGACGAAUCGAUGGAUUCAUAUCUGGAUUGCGAUGGGCGUCCUAACAACCCUCGCUACAUUCACCUUCACGACAAACUUCAAAGCAUCAAGUCCCUUCGCGCACCUACUCCCCUCCUGGAGCGAUCUGCUCUCGCAUCCGAUCAACACGAUCUCGCAGGUGCUCUCGGUAUACCGCAUGCACGUGCAGCAUACGUCCAUGGAGACGCGGGAGAAGAGACACCGGCGUGUUGAGGAUGCGGAGAAGAGGAGGCAGUUCCGCGUUGCGCAUGGGCUCGAGGAGCCCUCGGAGGCGGAUCUCAAGGGGACGGGGGAGAAGAGUGAGGACGGGGUGGAGGGUGCUGUGGAUGAUCAGUCGCCUGUUGCUGCCGAGGUUCAGGCGCAGGAGUAUGUGGAUUGGGAGGGGAAGAAGAGACCUGUUAAGAAGUGGUUGGGCAUUUGGUAG
Molecule: messenger RNA, 792 nt
Organism: Aspergillus calidoustus
Lineage: Eukaryota; Fungi; Ascomycota; Eurotiomycetes; Eurotiales; Aspergillaceae
Source: the annotation of a GenBank genome assembly